AUGCCCUCAACCACCAGCCUCAUCCACGUCACCCUAAGCCCUCAACCACCGGCCUCAUCCACGUCACCCUACGCCCCCAACCACCAGCCUCAUCCACGUCACCCUACGCCCUCAACCACCGGCCUCAUCCACGUCACCCUACGCCCCCAACCACCGGCCUCAUCCACGUCACCCUACGCCCUCAACUACCGGCCUCAUCCACGUCACCCUACGCCCUCAACCACCAGCCUCAUCCACGUCACCCUACGCCCCCAACCACCAGCCUCAUCCACGUCACCCUACGCCCCCAACCACCGGCCUCAUCCACGUCACCCUACGCCCCCAAACACCAGCCUCAUCCACGUCCCCAACCACGUGUGA
This is a messenger RNA of Procambarus clarkii (red swamp crayfish), 360 nucleotides long. RefSeq lists its product as uncharacterized. The record is from RefSeq and is a predicted model, not a curated record. Lineage: Eukaryota; Metazoa; Arthropoda; Malacostraca; Decapoda; Cambaridae.